This is a messenger RNA of Clupea harengus (Atlantic herring), 778 nucleotides long. Its product is annotated as serine-aspartate repeat-containing protein I-like. Lineage: Eukaryota; Metazoa; Chordata; Actinopteri; Clupeiformes; Clupeidae. The record is from RefSeq and is a predicted model, not a curated record. The coding region runs from base 89 to 778 and encodes 229 amino acids. The transcript has 2 exons.
UGUUCUCUAUCCCUCUCUCUCUUCACCAGGUCUGCCUGGGAAUGGUGGGGUCAAAGUUGACAUCACUGCUCACUCUUUGAGUGAAGGAAUGCCACAGCAAGGAGGGGGACCCAGCGUCAGCAAUCCCAUCGUGAAUGCUGUGCCGGCCAAGGAGAAGCCCCCCAAGACGAAGAAGCCGGCUGCUAAGGAACCCGCAGAGAUGCCCGCAACUGCGGAGAAGCCUCUCAAGACGAAGAAGCCGGCUGCUAAGGAACCCGCAGAGAUGCCCGAAACUGCGGAGAAGCCUCUCAAGACGAAGAAGCCGGCUGCUAAGGAACCCGCAGAGAUGCCCGCAACUGCGGAGAAGCCUCUCAAGACGAAGAAGCCGGCUGCUAAGGAACCCGCAGAGAUGCCCGAAACUGCGGAGAAGCCUCUCAAGACGAAGAAGCCGGCUGCUAAGGAACCCGCAGAGAUGCCCGCGGCUGCGGCGAAGCCUCCCAAGACGAAGAAGCCGGCUGCUAAGGAACCCGCAGAGAUGCCCGCAACUGCGGAGAAGCCCCCCAAGACGAAGAAGCCGGCUGCUAAGAAAUCCGCAGAGAUGCCCGCAACUGCGGAGAAGCCCCCCAAGACGAAGAAGCCGGCUGCUAAGGAAUCCGCAGAGAUGCCCGCAACUGCGGAGAAGCCCCCCAAGACGAAGAAGCCGGCUGCUAAGGAAUCCGCAGAGAUGCCCGAAACUGCGGAGAAGCCCCCCAAGACGAAGAAGCCGGCUGCUAAGGAACCCGCAGAGAUGCCCGUGUAA